UGGUGGAGAGCUUGUGUUGGACAGGCGCACUCAGUCGGUUUCGCCGACCUGAAGCUUGGCGCGUUAGGAGGGAUUUCGUGUUGCGGCGGUCCGUACGGGUUUCGGCGUCUUCUCGGCAACCAACAGGAAACGUGAAGGCGCUUUUGAGCCCGCGAACCUGCAGCGGAGGUGGAAGCAGAAAGUAUGGGUGUGUGAGAGAGACCUCUGACUCAUUUAACAGAUCACUAUAAUAUGCUCGGCACUGGGUGUGGGGAUUGGAGUGAGCCCAUCUUCCGAAGGCCCUUGCUCAAGUGUCUGGAGCUCAGAGAUGCGGCCCAGGGGAGGGAACUGUAGCUAGGUAAGGAGGCCUUGCUUGAUGUUGCUUCCAGAUCCCAUGUCAGCACCGAGUCCUCAGUUACUGGUGGCAGCUGCUCAGCAGACCCUGGGCAUGGGAAGGAGACGGCGCCCACCGCAAGCCGUUUGCCUUCACCUAGCUGGAGAGGUGUUGGCCGUAGCCCGGGGACUGAAGCCAGCUGUGCUCUAUGAUUACAAUUGUGCAGGGGCAUCAGAGCUCCAGAGCUAUCUGGAGGAACUGCAGGGCCUGGGCUUCCUGCCCCAGGGACUUCACAUCCUUGAGAUUGGAGAAAACAGCUUGAUUGUCAGUCCUGAGCACAUAUGUCAGCACUUGGAGCAGGUACUGCUUGGUACCAUAGCCUUUGUGGAUGUUUCCAGCUCCCAGCCUCACCCUUCUAUUUGCUCCCUGGACCAGCUUCAGCAUUUGAAGGCCCUAAUGGCAGAGAUCAUCACGCAUUUGCAAGGGCUGCAGAAGGACCUAUCCCUGGCAGUCUCCUGCAGCAGACUUCGUUCCUCAGACUGGAAUCUCUGUACCGUGUUUGGGAUCCUCCUGGGCUAUCCUGUUCCGUAUACCUUUCAUCUGAACCAGGGAGAUGACAACUGCUUAGCCCUGACCCCACUACGGGUGUUCACUGCCCGGAUCUCAUGGCUGCAUGGUCAUGCCCCAGUCUUGCUCUAUUCCUUUAGUGUCCCAGAAAGCUUAUUCCCAGCCCUGAGGGAGAUUCUAAAUACUUGGGAGAAAGACCUUAGAACUCGAUGUAGGACUCAGAAUGACUUUGCUGACCUGAGCGUCUCCUCUGAGGUAGUCACGCUGCCGGCGGUGGCUCUCUGACUUUAACUCUUCUCUCGUGUAGAGGGUACUCAGCUCUAGCUCAGGGAUGGCAUCUCAAGUACCAAUUCAGAGCAUCUUGAGACCACUAGGGGAAAAUGCUGGAAUCAGUUGUCCACAUCGCAGUGGACAUAUGGGAAUAUGUAUUCCCAUACCAGUGGGCGUGGGAAUAGGUGGUGGUGGCAUUGAUUGUACAUAUUUGCCAUUUCUGUACUAGGGAGUCCUCUUGACUUUGCUGAGAUAUCUGUUGAUUUUUCACUGGAUAGGAGAUAGAAGAAAAGAGAUUGUGGAAAAGGGUGGUGGAGGACGAGUAGUAUACUCUUGUGUGGCGGCUGUAAAUAUACCUGCCCUCGUGGGUAGUCCCUGCCAGAAAGUGGAGCACUAGGUAGGUUUUACUGCGUGUUUAUGUACCACCAACUGAAUUGGACUAAGGAGGUGACUAGGGUGCUCAGAUGUCUUAUGUUUGUGAUGUGACAUGUCAUUCAGGGGUAAACUAAGAGUUCUGAGGAACAGAGACUAUUAGGUGAAGUUUGUUUAUUUCACAGUAGGUUAAAAAAAAUAAUAACAAAGUCAGAAAUCUCAGGUGGAGAAACCCACACUUUAAAGUAUGUCAACCUUCUGAGUUUUUUAUUGAGUUUCUUGCUUCAGAUUUUCACCCAAGCAGCUGUCACAAGUGAUUCAGAUCAUCAGGCUGUCCUUGUUGGCCAGGAACACUGCCAGUGCUAUAGCAAUCAUUACCAUCAGCAUCGAGAGCCAUCGCCCACGUUGCCUCUGUGAGGAGGGGGUGGGGGAGAGAAAGAGGCCAUGGGUUGUUUGGAGAAGGUACAGGCAAAAAUAAUCUUCCUUCUUCCCAUCCUAGCCCAGUGGAAAACCUUGGGUCAGUAGAAGAGAACAAGCUUUUUAUAUCACUGUCUCUCUUACUUGGUCCCUUCCUUUGGGAUAAAACCACUUUACUGCUGGUCACUGGCUCCUAAGCCAGGAUUACUAGCUCAGGGAACCAUACCCAGCAUGGGUACUUAAAUACUGAUAAGAAUAAUCAAGGAUGGAAAAUAACUCAGCAAAGUUAUAUUAUUAUAUUAUUCUCUGUUCAUAUCACUUAGUACUUUUACUCUCAUCACUCUUGCCACUAGCUCAUAAUAGGCUAAAAGAGUACCACUUCAUGCUUUAGCUAAUAGUAAGUCUUUCCCUUCAGGCUCAAGAGUUUCAUAAAAAUUAGGCUUGCAUGCAUGAGCCAGUGUUUGCUGACACUGGCUAUACUGUCAGGUAUAUAAACCAAGUUGAAUGGAACAGUCUGGCCAGAUGUUGGCACAGGCUGAUAAACUCUUAUCUGCAAGAUUUGGCCAAAGGAGGAACCGUCCCACCAUCAUCCAGGGCGAUAAGGGAGGAUAGACCCUCUUACUCUGGGAGGCGGCUCAUGGCUCUGGUUCAGCUCUUCUCGACAGUGCUGCAGCUUACGCAGGCAGGAGAGAUACUCGUCACUGAGGUUGUCUAACUCCAAAUGCAGUUCUCUGCACUGGGGGGGGAGAACACCACCAACGUCAUCACCACCAGUUCCUUCUGGGAAAGAGCCCAGGUCAGGGCAAGGGCCUCAUGUGAGUUACCCCUUCAUUUGCUUGGAAUUUUUACCACCAUCCUCUCUUCCCAGCUUUUCUCAGAAUUUCAGUUUGCCUUUUGACUGUCUCACCUAGUUUCUCUGGAAUGUGUUCAUUUAAAUGAUUGAUUAUAAUGUAUGUUAUAAUAUUACAUAUUAUACAUGUCAGUGCUCUCAUGUGAUUGUGUAUGUGCAAGUGCUUUGUAAAUGGGGGCAUUUACAAAUGCUUUGUAAACUUCAAAAAAUGAAGUUCUUUAGCACAAAAGACCUGGGAGUGAUCUUAGUGUAGUGUCUUCACCAGGACCUAGUUGAGUUGCAUGUGAAUGCUUCUGGGGAUAUGUAUGUUUCCAAGUCGGUAGACGGAAAGAGUUCUGUUAUUUAAAAGACACUAUGUAUAUAUAUGUGUGUGUAUAUAUAUAUAUAUACACACACAUAUAUAUGUAUAUAAAGUUUUAAGAUAACUCUAGGACAAAGUUUGAGGGGUAAAUAUGUUUAUUAAAUGUAUUUGAGUUUAGGUUGACUUUACAAAAGGUAACUAUUUAAUAAAACCUUGAAUAGCAGUUGGUAUAAAUGAAGAAGGGAAAAGAUUGACAAAUUAUCCCAAAAGCAAAGACAUUUUAUAAAGGCAGAUGAAUACCUGCUGGCAUCCAGUCAUGAUUUAAACUUUGAAAUCUUUGCUCUCUGGCUGCCUCCCAGCAGUUUUCCCUACCACUGUGGGAUGAUCCCCUCACUAUCUUGAGGUCACCGUCUCACCUCCUUUUCCUUGGCCUGGAGCUGCAAAGUCUUCUUUUGCAGCUGGUCUCUGAAAUCCCAUUCUUUCUCCUUCCCUGUACCCUCAGGUUCCACUUCAUUAUGGGAGGGCUUUGGACUCCACAUAGGCAAAGCCUGAUCUAAAAAAGCAGCCAAAUUCUCAGUGAUGGUGAGGUCCACACCUCUGAGGGAGGGCCCUAUCCCUGAGAGAAGCCUGGAGCAAGGGGAAGGGAGGAGAGGGAACAAGGGAGGACCUGUCCCUGAUGAGACUGCAUAGAGUAGAAUUCUCUCACUUCCUCCCAUUGGGACCCUGCUCAGUCUUGACACAGAGCUGGAAUUUGAGCCCCUUGAGGGCAAGGUUGGCAUCUUUUCUUUGUAUCCCUAGUCCUGUUUAGUGGCAGAUAUUUCUAGAGAAUACUUACUAAUCCAUUUUCUUUUGUGGUAUUUCUAGUAGGUUUGCUGGAUGCUUCAAUAUAACUAACCCCUUCUCCCUUCUGGCCUCAUUUCAGACAUGAGAAUGGCUGUCCUCUCCUAGAAUUCAUCUUCCUGUGGUUAGAGAUGGCUUCUGAACCACAUGGCAGUCUUAGUCUUGGUGAAGAGAGCACUGAACUAGGAGUCAGAAAUUCUGGAUUGUUGUCCUAGCUGUGUCCUUAAUUCUUAUGACCGUAGACUUUCAUUUUCUUAUCCAUACUAUGUGGGUAUCAUAAUUUCUGCCUUAUUUUUUACAUGGUGAUUGUGAUGAGAAAAGACCACAUGGACUGCAUAAGUGAGGAACUUCCCCCCCACAACCCCACACACAUGAUGAAUUCUUCUAAGGGAGCUAAGGCAGCAGACUCUUGAGGGCUAGCAGUGAGGUGGUUGUUGCAUGCAACUUGGUGUGGACUUGGGGAAUUGGAUGUGACUUGGAAAGUCAAGUGUAAAAAUUGACAUUAAAUCCUGAGUUCAAAAUCAAUUUAUUGAAAUGUUCAACACAGACAUAUGUUUUCAGAGAGAGUAGAAAUUCUUUUCACAGUUUAUAUACUUCUCAGGAUAGGCACUAACUGGUUAAAGUGUUCUCAAAGCCAAUGAUCAGUCCUUAAAAAGCUCCCCUGGAUCCCUGACCUAACAGACUCCUAGAACUGCAUGGGACUCCAAGAGGUCAUGUAGUCCAUCCCCUGCCUCUAGACAGGCAAGGAAAGACGACUAGCUUAGAAUUUGUGGGAGUAAAUUUGCUGACCUUUCUUUGUUAAGAGUUUCUCCUGUUCUUGAAGCUGUAAGGAUUGAUUCUGGAGCAGACCUGUGGGAAAACACAAGGAACUUGUCUGUCCUAGCGUAUCUACUGCAAACUGUGUCUUUUCAGAACUUUGCUUCAAACCUUAAUUAUUCAAGAUGUUCCUGUCUUGUUAUUGGUUGAAUUGUGUCCUUCCCCCGCAAACUCAUAGGACGUCCUAACCCCUGGUACCUCAGAAUGUGACCUUAUUUGGAGAUAGGUUCUUUACAGAGGUAAUCAAGUAUUUUGGGACAUUGGAGUGGGCCCUAAUCUCAUAUGACUGGUGUCCUUAUAAGGAGAAAUUUCAACACAGAACUAGUUAGAAGACAUCUGAAGAAACAUAGGGAGAAGAAGGCCAUCUACAAGCCAAGGGAAGUGGCCUGGAACACAUCCUUUCCUCAAAACCCUCAGAAGAAAUCAGCCCUGCCGACACCUUGAUCUUGGACUUGUAGCCUCCAGAACAAAAUAAAUUUCUGUUUUUUAAGUCA
This is a messenger RNA of Ailuropoda melanoleuca (giant panda), 5240 nucleotides long. It is a transcript of the gene C8H1orf74, whose product is annotated as chromosome 8 C1orf74 homolog. NCBI's taxonomy places the organism in Eukaryota, Metazoa, Chordata, Mammalia, Carnivora, Ursidae. The transcript is spliced from 2 exons. The record is from RefSeq and is a predicted model, not a curated record. Bases 356 to 1165 code for a protein of 269 amino acids.